CUAUGUAGGUUUCUUCUUUGUGCAUAUACAUCUGGAUUAGCAACUGCUGCUCCUAAAGAUAAAGGAAAUUUGGAACUUAAAUUGUAUACUGUAGAAGCUAUUAUAAUGAGAAAUUACAUUUCCAAAGUCUUUGUAAGUUGCCAAGACAAAAUAGAUUUAUUGACUCCAGCUCAAGGUCAGUCUCUUCUGUUGAUGGCUGAUUAUCUUUUCAAAGAAUUUCAGAUGCCAGUGGAGAGCUUAUAUUCUGCUCUGGGAUGUGAAACACCUGUGGAUGCAGAAUCUUUACCAGCUAGAGAAAUAUGUCGUAUUUGUAAAAGUGAAGUAAAGCUGGACAAUAUAAAAGUAGGUCAGUGUGCAAAAAAUCAUAUGUUUGCUAGAUGUUGCCAAUCUUUAUUACUUUGCGAUAUCAUUCCUUAUUUUCAGUGUGCAUCUUGUAAGAGUGUAGCUUUACAGGAUGUAUGGAGUUUUGGUUUAGCUUGCACUUACUGCGGCAUGCCUAUGACUUGAGAUACCACAGUAAUUAUUUAUAUCAUAGUGUAUAUAUCAUUCAUAAUUAAUUAUAUUGUUACUCAUUUAUUGUAUAUAAUGCAUUAAAAUGUUUGAAACACAACCUGUUAUUUUUUAAAAAGUAAAAUAGCAAUCAAGUUGAUUAGUUAAAAAGGGCAAAGUUUAAGAGGUGUAUUUACAAUAAAAGCAUUUCAUUGAAGGCCAAGAGAAGUUUUCUUUUUGAUUUAGAUGAAGAAUUCAAAGAUCGUAUCUAGAAUUAUUUUUAUGCCUUCAAAAUAGUACUAAUAAUAAUGACAUUAGUUCUGAAGUUGAAUUUUAGAUAAUUAAAUCAGAAAACCAGCACAAGGAUCUAUGCUGAAAAGUAGAAUCUAUAAUCAGAAUGCAGAAAUUAUGGUAAAUAAAGCUGAAUUGUCUAAAAAAGGGAUCAAGAAUUCCAUUAUAAAAGAAAUGCUACAUUAUGAUAUGAUGAAGUAUGGUUUGAAAAACAAAAUAACUGCAGUCAUAAGUUGCAAUACAGGAAAUACUAGGAAAGAGAAAAAAUUAAAUGGGGGUAGAGGUGAUACAUACCCAUUACUAACAGUAAAAAUGCUUCUUAUAUUUGAAAAUCAACUUGUACAUUGAUGCCAAAAGAAAAUCAGAAUAUUUUAACUAUUAGAUAGAAUGUAUAAAAAUAUGAAUAUUUGAUAAACUGUUAAAGAGUUAUUGUAAGACAUUUUAUUACUGUGCAGUCUGUAUUCAUUCCAGAUGCAGAAAAGAAAGAUUACAUUAAAAAAAUAUUAUAUGCAUCUUUAUCACCUCUUAUUUGUAUAGCAGUAUGUCAUUUCGAUCAAAAUAAAGUUUCAUUUAU
This is a messenger RNA of Stegodyphus dumicola, 1354 nucleotides long. RefSeq names its product general transcription factor 3C polypeptide 4-like. The record is from RefSeq and is a predicted model, not a curated record. Gene Ontology annotation, cellular component: transcription factor TFIIIC complex. Gene Ontology annotation, biological process: transcription initiation at RNA polymerase III promoter. Lineage: Eukaryota; Metazoa; Arthropoda; Arachnida; Araneae; Eresidae. Gene Ontology annotation, molecular function: protein binding; histone acetyltransferase activity.